AUGGAUUCUGGGACACAUGGCAAGAAUGCGACGCACCCCUUUCCGAAGCCAGUCUCGACAGUCAAUUACGGACCCGAGCUACUGGUGACCGUGUGGGUCGUGACUGGGCUAUCAAUUGUGGCUGUCGUCCUGCGGUCUGUGAGCAAUUAUAAAUUCGGCAAUUUCCAGCUGAGUGAUCUGGUGACGUUAUUUGGCUUGGCUUUGCUCAUUACUGCCGCUGCGAUAUCCAAUAUAGCCGUUGAAUUCGGGUACGGGCUGGCUGCUGGAUCUCAGGGGCCUAAUCAUGAAGCCAACUCGCUCAAAUAUUCUGCCAUCGGCCAAGCCAUCGUCGUUCUGGCUGCGACAGCCGGACGCAUUGGUUUCAUUCUCUACUUGAUUGAGUUGCUCGCAGCUCGGGCACUGCAUAGAAUGGUGCUAUGGCUUCUUAUUCCUUUUCAGAUCGUCAUCAAUGCCGUGAGCGUGUUUCUGCUGUUCUUCCAGUGUUCCAUCCAUGUGGGAGAGCUAUUCCACCCAGGGAGGCAGUCGCAUUGCGAGUCGUUGGAUAUUCAGAUCAAAUAUGGUUAUUUCCAAGGAGGUAAGACCGGCUUCACUCUCCUCCUACCAGGCCCAAUUAUUGAAGAGAAAGUAGCAUUCAACUCCGCUUGUGAUCUUCUGCUCGCAGUCUUCCCCGUCUACAUAUUCUGGCGCUUCAACUGGACCGUCCGCGUGAAACUGGUCUUGAUCUCCCUCCUUAGCCUAGGAGUCGUCGCAAUGGCCGCCUCCCUCGUCAAAACAAUCGAAUACCCAACCAUCAUGCUCUCGCGCAACCCGCGCACUAACCGCGUCACCCUCCUGCGCUGGAUGUUCAUCGAAGCCGGCGCGGUGCUAAUCACCGCCUCGAUACCCUGCCUCCGCCCUCUUGCCGUCUGGCUCGUCCGGAAAUUCAUCACGCGCGUUCGCCAUCGAUAUAGACGACAUACGCGCAUCGCGAACGGCUCGAACACGCCCCUCAGCACUAUGUUUAAGGGUACCGGUCGCGGUAACGGGAAUGCCACUGCCAGUGCUAGUGCUAGUGCGACCCAAUUCAGCCAAGACUGGAAAACGAGAUGGAUCAUGCCCUACGUGCAGCAGCGGGAGGUGGUGGGCGAGGAUGGCGUCGAACGGCAUAUACUGGCGAAUAUCACGACGCAUAUAUUUGCGGGGGAUCGUGAGUUCUUGGAUCGGCAUACCUCUGGGGGGAUUGUUAAGAAGGUGGAGGUGGAGGUGAGGGUUGCGGAUGAGAUUCCGUUGACGGAGGGGGGUGGGCUAUGA
Aspergillus melleus is the source of this 1290-nucleotide messenger RNA. RefSeq lists its product as uncharacterized. The coding region runs from base 1 to 1290 and encodes 429 amino acids. Lineage: Eukaryota; Fungi; Ascomycota; Eurotiomycetes; Eurotiales; Aspergillaceae. The record is from RefSeq and is a predicted model, not a curated record. The transcript is spliced from 3 exons.